This is a messenger RNA of Rhagoletis zephyria (snowberry fruit fly), 603 nucleotides long. Lineage: Eukaryota; Metazoa; Arthropoda; Insecta; Diptera; Tephritidae. The record is from RefSeq and is a predicted model, not a curated record.
AUGGAAAAUCAUCUAUUCAACUUGAAAAUGGCAGCCAAGGAGCUGGAGCGAAACUCGAAAAAGUGCUUGAAACAGGAAACUGUAGAGAAGAACAAAUGCAAAAAGGCAAUUCAGCAAGGCAAUAUCGAAGGAGGACGCAUUCACGCAGAAAAUGCAAUUCGCCACAAGAACAGCUCAUUGAAUUAUCUGCGGAUGGCAGCCCGUGUGGACGCAGUCGCCGCCCGAGUUCAGACGGCGAUGAUGACCAAGAAGAUCACACAGUCGCUGGGCGGUGUCACGAAGGCCAUGGACUCGGCGAUGCGCUCAAUGAACUUGGAGAAGGUGUCGCAGAUUAUGGACAAGUUUGAGAAGCAGUUCGAAGAUCUGGAUGUUCAGUCGAACACUAUGGAGGCGACGAUGAGCACCACCACGACCACUCUGACGCCCGAGGGACAGGUGGACGGCCUGAUGCAGCAGAUCGCCGAUGAAGCCGGCCUGGAGCUUAACGUGGAACUUCCCUCUGCCGUCACCUCGACCAUUGGCUCCAAGGCGAGUACCGCUGCAGAGGAGCAGCAGAAGCAAGAUGACCUGUCAAGUCGUCUGGCUCAGCUGCGGCAGAUGUAA